This is a messenger RNA of Phialemonium atrogriseum, 1166 nucleotides long. RefSeq names its product proteasome A-type and B-type. Gene Ontology annotation, cellular component: proteasome core complex; proteasome core complex, beta-subunit complex. The record is from RefSeq and is a predicted model, not a curated record. Gene Ontology annotation, biological process: proteasome-mediated ubiquitin-dependent protein catabolic process. Bases 93 to 710 code for a protein of 205 amino acids. The transcript has 4 exons. Lineage: Eukaryota; Fungi; Ascomycota; Sordariomycetes; Cephalothecales; Cephalothecaceae.
AAGCGUGAGUUCAACUUAUCAAUCCAGCUCAGCAACCACCACCGUCAAUACAAACCCAACCUUCCCACAAGCAGCAUAACUAAAGAUUCAAGAUGUCUUCGCCGUUCUCGAUAAACGGCGGUGCCUGCGUGGCCAUGGUCGGGAAGGACUGUGUAGCGAUUGCCUGCGAUCUGCGCCUCGGGUUGCAGGCGCUGACCGUCUCCAACAACUUCCCCAAGGUCUUCCAGUACGGCGACGUCUUCCUGGGUCUCACAGGGCUGGCAACCGACUUGGCGACUGUGUCGGACCUCUUCCGCUACAAGGUGAACCUGUACCGGUUGCGGGAGGAGCGGAACAUCGCGCCGAAGACGUUUGCGAACCUCGUCAGCAGCACCCUGUACGAGCGACGAUUCGGCCCCUACUUCGUCUCGCCCGUGGUCGCCGGACUGGAGCCCAAGACCGGACAGCCAUUCAUCUGCGGCUUUGACAGCAUCGGAUGCAUCGAUUUCGCCAAGGAUUUCAUCGUGUCCGGCACCGCGUCGGAGCAGCUGUUUGGCAUGUGCGAGAGCUUGUGGGAGCCAGAUCUGGAACCCGAGGAGCUCUUCGAGACGAUAUCUCAGGCCCUUUUGAAUGCGGUGGACAGAGAUGCGCUGUCAGGCUGGGGUGCACACGUCUAUAUCAUCGAGAAGGACAAGGUGACCAAGAGAUUACUCAAGGGACGGCAAGACUAGAGGGGUGAUGAGAUGGGAGGAGGGCCUCGAGCACGACCGAUCGAUGGGCUUCCGCAAAGUCGAUAGCCCUGUCCCGGCUGGUCGGAUGUAAUAUUAUCUUCGGGGGGUGAAUGGUGGUUAAUACCAAUCAAGAGGCCUGGGCGUCACGCUGCUUUCCAUAUGAAGAUCUUGAGAGCUCCACACUGACAGGUUUGAUGGCACAUACUGUACCCAUCUCACUCGUUGUCGCUCGCUCUGUUGACUCUCUAUACGGCGCUAUUCCCACACGGGGCGGUUCAACGCUCUUCGCACGAUGUAUUUGCAUGAUGGAAGGGUCUCCAGGCAGCAUUGACAUCCGCAGGCGGAUCAAAAAGCUCGUGGCUCCCUGACACUCACUCGAGGACCUUCAACAUUGUGCUAGACAUGUGACUGUAACGGCUAGAUUGACGACUACAAAGUCUACCUACUUAUCUCCAU